AUGGAAAUGUUGCUGAGGGGAAACCUGAGGAGAGGAGUGGGGUUUUGCCUUCUGCUGCUGGCUCUCGUACACGAGGCCGCGGGCCAGAGGAGAAAGACAGGGCGCAGGAACAACUACAGGCUGCAUGACGAUGGAGGAAAUGUCCGCCUGAAGUUUUGGUGGUUUCCUUGUCCCACAGGUUUGCCGUGUUCCCUGGAGGUGGCCUUCAUCCUGGACAGCUCUGAGAGUGCAAAAAUAUUCCUGUUUGAGAAGCAGAAGGCCUUCGUCUUGAGCUUCAGCACACGGCUCGCCAUGCUGCAGGUAGCUGGCUGGACGCUGAAGGUCCAAAUGGCUGCACUUCAGUACAGCAGCUCUGUGUCCAUAGAGCACCGAUUCUCAGCCUGGACAGACCUGGAUUCAUUCCACAGUCAAGUAAGCAACAUGAACUACAUCGGCCACGGCACCUACACCACCUACGCCAUCACCAAUGCCUCACAGCUGCUGGUACAGGAGACGCCGGCAGACAGCGUCAGGGUUGUAGUGCUGAUGACAGAUGGGGUCGACCAUCCCCGCAACCCGGAUGUGAUUGCAGCUGCGGCGGAGGCCAAAGGUCAUGGCACAAAGUUCUUUGCUGUGGGGUUAUCGGACAUCGCCCAGCAGAGUCAGAAUAACGCCAAGCUCCGGGCCAUUGCCAGCACGCCCGCUCAGCAGUUUGUCCAAAGUCUUCUUGAUACUCAGCUGGAAGAGAAGCUGCUCAAAGAGAUGGCUGCUGUCGCAUCGGAAGGGUGUCCACAAACCCAAGUUUGUUUGUGUGAAAGAGGAGAGAGAGGCCCUCCGGGAAGUCCAGGUAGAAAAGGAGACCCAGGCUUCAGAGGGCCACCUGGUCUAAAAGGAGCGAGGGGGGUGCCUGGUGCGAAUGGUCGACCUGGAGGUGAUGGCCCAGAGGGUCAUCCAGGUUACAAGGGCAACAAGGGGGAGAGAGGAGACUGUGGCACUCCAGGGGAAAAGGGUGAAACUGGUCUUGGCGGACCUCCAGGCCCACGAGGCUCACAAGGAGAACGGGGUUCAGUUGGACCACCAGGAGACAUGGGUCCUGAAGGCCCAGCAGGACCUAAAGGAGACAGAGGACCCAAUGGGGUUCCUGGACCGCAGGGGGAAAUUGGCAUUGGAUUCCCCGGAACCAAGGGUGAAAAAGGUAUUCAGGGAAGACCAGGUCCCACAGGUCCUGUUGGGAUAGGAGAACCAGGAUUACCAGGUCCCCCAGGACCAUCUGGAGCACAAGGAAACCCCGGACAACCUGGAGAAGGGUUUCCAGGACCGAAGGGUGAUCGUGGAUACGAAGGUCCAAGGGGCAAUCGUGGGCUUCCUGGUGUUGGGGUCAAAGGUGACAAGGGCAGUCUUGGACCACCUGGGAUUCCCGGACCAGUUGGUGUUCCUGGUACAGGACUUCAAGGAGAAAAGGGUGACCAAGGCCCAAUUGGACCGUCAGGACCCAGAGGAGCUCCAGGUAUCGGAAUAGCAGGACCUAAGGGGAAUCAGGGCGUCACAGGUGAGCCUGGACUGCCAGGUGAGAGAGGAGUGGGAGAACCAGGACCCAAAGGUGACCCAGGGUCCGAGGGGUUACCAGGGAUACCUGGUCAACCAGGAGAGGACGGAGUCCCGGGACAAAAGGGUGACCUUGGGUUACCGGGUCUAAGGGGUCCUGACGGGGCUCCUGGUAAAGGCGUCCCUGGAGGGAAGGGAGACAGAGGGGACAGGGGGACCAGAGGCCUGCCCGGUGCAGUUGGUCCCGUGGGGCCAGUGGGCCCCAAGGGGGAACAAGGAAAUAUGGGGCCACCAGGUACCACCGGAUCACCAGGGAGGGGUAUUCCUGGUGCCAAGGGAGAACCGGGUCCAAAAGGUCCGGCUGGAGCUGUGGGAGAGCCGGGGACGGGUUUAACUGGGCCUAAGGGGGACAGAGGGUCGCCAGGACCUGCUGGUCAAUCUGGGCUGAAAGGUGAAGGUUUCACUGGCCCUCCAGGACUUCGGGGGCCUCCUGGGGUCACCGGAGAGACCGGACCAGAAGGUGUUGGCUUACCUGGACCAAAGGGUGACAGAGGCUUACCCGGACCUCCCGGGCCUGCAGGGCCACCAGGAAUCGGUCUGAUUGGUCCAAAGGGUUUGGCGGGUCAAUUGGGACCAACCGGUCCACAGGGUUUACCCGGAGAGGGCAUCCAAGGAGAAAAGGGGGAGCCUGGAUUUCAGGGGAUCUCCGGCCCCAGAGGCCCUCCGGGACAAGGUCUGCAGGGGGACAAGGGGGACCGAGGGUUCAGAGGUGAGAAGGGAAAAAAGGGAGACAGAGGAGAACACGGAGAGCCAGGAACCAUCGGACCCUUGGGUAGAGUGGGACAGAAGGGAGAGCCUGGACUUACAAGGGAGGAAGUCAUCAAAAUAGUGAGAUCCAUAUGCAGCUGUGGAGUGACCUGCCGCCAAACCCCCUUGGAGCUCGUUUUUGUGAUUGACAGCUCGGAGAGCGUCGGCCCCGAAAACUUCUACGUGAUCAAGGACUUUGUGAACGCCCUGAUCGACCGAGCCUCAGUCAGCCGAGACACCACGCGGGUCGGCGUGGUCCUCUACAGCCACAUCAACAUGGUGGUGGUCAGCCUCGGACAGGAGGCCGCCCGUGAUGAGAUCAAGUCUGCGGUGCGCUCCAUGGCCUACCUGGGCGAGGGUACGUUCACCGGCAGCGCCAUCCAACAGGCCAACCAGGUGUUCAAGGCGGCGCGGGCGGGCGUGAGGAAGGUGGCCAUCAUCAUCACAGACGGGCAGGCUGAUAAGAGGGACUCGGUCAGUCUGGAGCGCGCGGUGGCAGAAGCUCAGGGAAGCAACAUCGAGAUGUUUGUGAUCGGCGUGGUGAACAAGAGUGAUCCCCUGUAUGAGGAGUUCAAGCGGGAGCUCAACCUCAUGGCCUCUGACCCCGACAGCGACCACGUGUACCUGAUUGAUGAAUUCAAAACACUUCCAGCUCUCGAAAGACAACUGCUGAGUCGCAUCUGUGAAGACGGAGAGAGGCAUCUGUUCAGCUCCAUCCCCAGCUCCAGGCUCCCGCCGGGAAUCUCCGAGGUCUCCGGUAACGCUCGGGAAACCCCGUACAGGACGGACACAGACACUCCCACCUUCACGGGAGACUUCAGGAAGGUUCAGAUCGUGCCCGGCCCUCCAGCCCCCGACCUCGAAAGGGAACCCAUCACUCCUCAGAGAACCAAGCCGGACGACAGAACCUCCACAGAAACUCAGAGGUUCCCGUUCUUCGACUGGGGGCCCUUCAGGCCCGUAACAGAGUUCCUUCCACAGUCUGAGGUGAAGAAACCCUCGCACCACAUGGUGAUGACCGGAGCCAACGGGCCAGCUGCUCCCACGCCGAGGGCCCCGCCUGAGGAGAGGACGCCGUCGCCGUAUCCACCGACUCCCCCGCUGCUGCCCUCUGACGCCUACGUAUCAGCCGAGCAGUGCAGCCAGACCCUGGACCCAGGACCGUGCCGCGACUACGUGGUGAAGUGGUACUACGAUGCCACGGCCAACUCCUGCGCUCAGUUCUGGUUCGGAGGCUGUCUAGGAAACAGCAACCGGUUCGAGACUGAGAAGAGCUGCAAGGAAACCUGCGUCAAGGCCUAGCGCGCACGUCGUGCCUGUCGUCGCGACGACACGCGUUCAGAAUUGCUCGGAAAGCUUCCCGCUCUGACUUCACGUGUGACUUUUCCAUAAAAGUUCACUUCAACUU
Molecule: messenger RNA, 3739 nt
Organism: Xiphias gladius (swordfish)
Lineage: Eukaryota; Metazoa; Chordata; Actinopteri; Istiophoriformes; Xiphiidae
Gene: col28a1b
Product: collagen, type XXVIII, alpha 1b
Exons: 34
Coding region: 1-3633 (1210 amino acids)
Molecular function (GO): serine-type endopeptidase inhibitor activity
Source: RefSeq, a predicted model, not a curated record